Messenger RNA from Akanthomyces muscarius, 480 nucleotides. RefSeq lists its product as uncharacterized. The transcript is spliced from 2 exons. The coding region runs from base 1 to 480 and encodes 159 amino acids. Lineage: Eukaryota; Fungi; Ascomycota; Sordariomycetes; Hypocreales; Cordycipitaceae. The record is from RefSeq and is a predicted model, not a curated record.
AUGACAUUCUCGAAUUCAUUCGGUAUACGGUGCGUCGGUAAUGCGGCCUUUUACGCCAGCAAGAACGAAUCCGCGUUUCUGGGCUGCUGUACCAUCGACCCCGACACCACCGACGACGGCCGCUGCCCAGAUGACAAGAUGCGGCCAGCGACGUUUGACCCGGCCGCAUACAGCGAGAUCAUGGCGCAAGAAUGCAUAGGAAACGAUGACACUAUCCUGUGGGGGCGCAUUACCGGCGAAGCCUUCAUCGAGGCCUUCCACAACGACAACAACAACAAUGAAGACAUCUGUGCAGGCGUCUGCGGCGACAAGUGCGACGAGUGCGACAUUGACGCCCUCCGCUUCGGCGACUGCCGCGAGCGGCGGCAGUGGCCAUCAAAGGAUCCAUCCAGCUACUGUUGCUGGAAUCGUGAUUGGAACUGUAGCCGCCAUCAUGGCCGUGGCAGUGACGAUAUUUUGGUGGAUGCGCCGCAGAUAUGA